Messenger RNA from Metopolophium dirhodum (rose-grain aphid), 5140 nucleotides. RefSeq names its product transcription factor 12 (gene da). Gene Ontology annotation, cellular component: transcription regulator complex. Gene Ontology annotation, molecular function: RNA polymerase II cis-regulatory region sequence-specific DNA binding; DNA-binding transcription factor activity, RNA polymerase II-specific; protein dimerization activity. The record is from RefSeq and is a predicted model, not a curated record. Lineage: Eukaryota; Metazoa; Arthropoda; Insecta; Hemiptera; Aphididae. The transcript is spliced from 13 exons. The coding region runs from base 621 to 2696 and encodes 691 amino acids. Gene Ontology annotation, biological process: regulation of transcription by RNA polymerase II.
AUUAUACGAAGCAUACGCACACGCACACGGUUGCGUGCGCGCUCGUAUCGCAUCGUGUGUUCGUACGUAGAGCCUGUUGCUCCUUCGCCGUAACAGCGCGGCCCGCGUUUCAGUGUAACGGCGGCUUUCCGUGACAAUGGACACGAUGCCGAAGCCGUCCUCCUAGUCUCCGCCCAGUAGUGCGUGGCUUCGUGCGGUGAGUGAGAGCGAGUGAGAGAUUCAUAGAGACGCAGACGGGGAGACUUCUCGUACGUCGUCGUCACGUGCUGCGUGCGUUGUUUCCGUCGUCGUCGUGCCGCCGCCGUGUCCGUGUGUCGUUUCGCGCGCGCGUGCGUGUGUGUGUAUGUGAGAGAGUAUAUCUGACGUGUGCGUGCGCGUGUGUACCUCACAGCGACCAUCUGUGCGCGCCCCGUCGACAUCAUCGUCGUCGCGUAUUUCGCGUGUGACGGGGGAACAGAAAAUAUUCGGGCAAAGAGGGUGGUGUGUAUAUACGCAGGCGGCGUAGGAGGAGUAGGGUGACCAUCGUAUACGAUUUUCGUAGUACUAUUAUAAUAUAAUAAUAUUAUAUAGUACGAUAACCACCACGACCGCCGGGGUGACGAUCAUCGCCAGCCGCCGGCAUGCACCACUACCGUACCAGAGAAGACGAGACGCCCUGCGGGGGCGACCCGUAUUUCUAUCUCAGGCUAUCGGCCGGCGCGGCCCCUUACAGCCCCAUCAAGCUCGAAGUCGACGUGAAACCCGAACCCCAUAUGACGCCCGUCGACUGCUUGCAACACGUUUCUCCGCCGGCCGACUCAGGUUCCGCGGUCAUGGAUACUGUCGGCGGUUGCGGUAAUGCCGCCGUCGUGGCGGACAUCGGUGGUUGUGGCGGCGUUAUCGUGGGCGGUGGUGCCGGUGUCCGUUGCAAAGACGAAGGGGGCGCAACCGGAAUCGGUCUGCUGGCCCUCACGCAGCUCGACGGUUACGGCGGCUACAACAAUAAGUCGUACUGUCAGGCCGACGGCGGCGCGGUCGACUUGCAGCUGCAGCAUGACCGCGUCGGCGACGACGACGUCGACAAAGAGCACUGCAAAUAUUCGUACGGUCGACUGAUAUACUCAUCGCCUGAUGAUGAUAAUGUUAUAAAACAUCAGUAUGGUGGUGAUGAAUUUACACCAGACCCAGCUAGAUUUGCUGCUCAAAAACCUGGUUCAUCUGUGUAUAAUGCUGAUUCUUAUUACUUGGACGGCACUGGAAAUAAUAGCGAUGUUUGGACAACUAGUGCUACUGCUCAACUUCAGUCUCCUACAACAUAUACAACAUAUACCAACCCACCCAAUUCGUUGCUGACCACGUCUCCAAACAUGACGCCAAACAAUUUUCCGCCAACAAAUACUAUGCUAACACCAGAAAAUUUGGGCUAUAAUACUAUUGGUCCAAAUGCUAGUAUACCUCCUAGUGGUGUUUCACCUGCUACAGAUGGCCUAGGCACUUCCCCUCUACCACCUAUGUCAAGUUUGCGUGGAGCUCCUCCUUCUGCACCAAGUCCAAUUGCAGUUACCCCUAGCUCAAUGAUGUACCCAGGACAUAACAGUCCCACUAUUCAAUCUCCCGGGGAUACACUUGGCAAAACUUUAGCAUCAAUAUAUCCCACUGACCAGAGUGUCAGCAGUUACAGUUCAAAUCCAUCUACACCUGUAAGUUCACCACCACCUUUGGCACCUUUAGCGCCUGCAAACAGUGCCGGAUCUUGGACCCCUGGCGUAGUACCACCUCAUCCUGGAUCUCCCCAUUUUCCUACUGACCAUCGCACUAUUCAUUUGGGUAGUCGUAUGGAAGAAAGACUGGACGAUGCCAUAAAUGUUCUAAGAAAUCAUGCUGAAAGUCAGGCUUUAAGUUUAGCUGGUGUUCAACAUUCCGCUUCAGGCAUUGUACCAUUGUAUCAUCAACAUUUAGGAAGUCCCCAUUCAGCAACUGCUACAGUUGGAGGUGUUCCAAAUACUUACCAAACACUUUCAACAUGUCAAGACAGUGAUGGGCCAAUCAAAAUUGAAAGACUAAGCAAUAUCAAAAAACGGAAAGAACCUCCAGACAGUUCAGAUACCAAGCCUACUAGCAGUGAUCACUUGUUAGUAAAUAACAUCGUUAAUGCCAAUUCACCCCCAAACAAUUCGCCUAUAAAUAAAAAUUCAAAACGACCCCGUCGAUAUUGUUCUAGUGCUGAUGAAGAUAAUGAAGAUCCAUCAACUAAAGCACACAGAGAAAAAGAACGCAGACAAGCCAAUAAUGUCCGUGAAAGUGUGGACGACGAGAGUGAAGAUCCUGAAUUAAAAGUUCAACGAGAAAAGGAGCGCCGCCAAGCAAAUAACGCUCGAGAAAGAAUUCGAAUUCGUGACAUUAACGAAGCAUUAAAAGAACUUGGCAGGAUGUGUAUGACACACCUAAAAACCGAUAAACCUCAAACUAAACUGGGUAUUCUCAACAUGGCUGUUGAAGUCAUCAUGUCAUUAGAACAACAAGUUCGAGAGAGAAAUCUUAAUCCUAAAGCUGCUUGUCUUAAGAGGAGGGAAGAAGAAAAGGCCGAAGACAAUGUUGGACCAAAAUUGGGACAUCAUUUAUCGGUAGCACAACACAUGGUUGUCCAAGCACCACAUUUUCCACCCAUGACUUUGCCAAAUAAUCAAGCAGGCUUGCCUCAUAAUGGACCCCAGUAGCGAUGAAGUACAACUUCACCUCAAAUAUUAUGCUCCUAAGUGAGGUGAUGGCAUUAGUUUGCCCUUACAUUAAAUCUCCGUUGAAAUAUUGCCAAGUAUAUUAUAUUAGUGAUAUUUUUUUUUCGUAUGACAUUGUUUUUUUUUAUAUACUUGCAACAUAAAUGAUUUUUUUUUGCCCUCUGUGAAUAAUACAAGCUAAGCCCGAAGUUUUUAUAGACAUUUAGAUUAUAUAUUUUAAAUGUAAGACUGAAUUCAGAGUAUUUGUCAGAGUAUAAUCGUACAUUAUUCAAAUAUUUUUGCUCUUGUUAAAAAAAAAUAUAUAAAUAUGUAUUAUCGCACAUACAUUUUAAUUUUUAUCCUGAAUUCAGUCUAAAAUCCAUACUUAAUUUAUACACUGAAACGUCUUAAAUUUCCCAAUCCCUUUUCCAAUAUUAGAUUUGAUAAUUUAAAACCAGUAAAUAAAUCACAAUCAUGCCCAACAAAUAAUUGCAGUAAGUACAAAUUUAAACUCAAAACAAGUACCCACAUUUUUUUGCAACUAUCAUCUUUUAUGUUGUUUUUAAUUACAUUUUAUUAUUGUUUUUACAAUUGUUAUCAUUGGCGCAACUAAUUCAAUAAAUUAACAUAAUAAGCUCUUUUUCUAGGUUAAAUCCUUUUUUACAUUCCUAAAAUAUUCUACCGAAUAAUUAUAUACAUAUAUAUUAUUUUUUAUAACUAUGAACUGCUCUUAUCUGUUUAAAAAUAAUGACUUGUUUAUGUAUAUAAUAUAUAAAUACAUUAUAAUUUGACCAUGUGAUCUUGACAUAAAUCAAAAAAACAUGGUAAAAAAUAGUAAUGUGGGAGGGUUAAAUGUCCCACAUUGAACAUAAAUACUUCAUAAAUUUGAAACAUAUUAAUAUUCUUGACUUUCCAAAUUAAAAAAUUAGAUUGCCUGUAUAAUAUAUUAUGUUAGUUGACCAUUAUCUUAAAGAGCUACAUAAGUGGUGAAUAUUACAUAAUGUUGAGCAUUGGAAAAUAACCCUACCAAGUUGUGCUAAUGAUUAUUAUAAAAUAAUAUUCAAGUUACCGGUUACUUCUUAAGUUUGAGGGUUACAAAAUAUAUAUUCUUAAUUAGUUAGUUGCAUCUUAAAUUAAUCUUAAAAUAUUAACUUCUUUGCUUAGACUCACUCUGUCUUCACUGUCAUUACUAACGGUAUGAUUAUGUAUGAUUUAUUGAAAGUUGAUUUAUACAUUUAUUAAGUAAUGUAUUUAAUAAAAGUUUUUUUUUAAUACACAUGAUUUUAAUUCAUGUAAUAAAUACCAAAUUAAUUUUUGUUAGUAUAUAUUAGAAGAAAAACGUAUGUGUUGAAGCUUUAAUUUUUUUUCUUAUCAUUGUUUAUUAAAUAUAUUUUUUUUCUUGACAGAUUAAUAUUUUUUUUAAUAUAACUAUAUAUAUAAAUUUGCAUUUUUUAGAGAAAAACAAUUAAUUUCAUUACGUUUGCGCCAGUAUUAAUUUUACAAUCAAAAGUAUUAUUACAUUUUGAAAAACAUAUUUCUACAAAUAUAUUUUGUAAAUUUAUUGUAAAAACCGUUUCCUAAUAAGAAAAAUCUCCAUAGUAAUAAUUUUUUAAUUUUAAUUUUAAUUUUAGGUUAUUUUUAUUUUUACAUUUAAAAAACUUAAGUUUAUAUCAUUUUUUUAAGUGCUAAAAUGUACCUUUAGAUUAUUCAUUCGUUACUUGCUGCAAUUUUAAUGUUUGUUCAGAAUAUAACAAUAAUGGUACCAAUAUAAUUAUAAAAAUAUCAAAAUAUCAAUUAUCAAUCAAAUUCAGUUUACAGUUAAUUAUUCAAGUAUAUUUAACAUAUUAUGAGUGUAAAUAAACAUAUAGUAUGAACAAUUACUAGUGGUCAAAGUUAUAUAAUACUGAAAUAACAAGAUUAUUAUUCAAUUGUCAAAAAUAUAACCCAUUAAAGUGAAAAGAUGAGUUAAUAAUAUAAAUAAUAUAAAUUCAAAGAAGAUUAGGUGAUAAUAAAUAUUAAAUUAAUAGUGGCUUAUCUUUUAGAAAGAUAAAAAGUUUUGGGAUAAGUUCCUCUCACCUUCCUCUACUUUGACCACUUGUUAUUAUUUAAUACUGUUACACAUUUUAUGUUUGAUGGUUUUAGUUACAGACAAAAGAUAAAUAUAAUACGCUUUUCUUACAACUAAAUAUAUGGUGCCUACUAUAAUUGCAAGCCGUUAUUUUCCAAUAAUUUCAAUCUAUGGCUCAAAAGUUGAUCCUGAUUUAUUUUAAAUUUAUAAACAUAUUUACAUUGAUAAAGAUAUUCUUCACAUAAACAUUUAUCUACCAAGGUUUUUUUAUUCUACAUUCUUAAAAAUUGAUUUUCAGUAGUCACUGUCCACCAGUGGCAUGGCAAAAUUUAUAUUUUUCAGAUGCUAGUCAUGGUUGAAAUAUACAGAUAUUGCAUAU